Messenger RNA from Rhinolophus ferrumequinum (greater horseshoe bat), 7275 nucleotides. It is a transcript of the gene ATP2B2, whose product is annotated as ATPase plasma membrane Ca2+ transporting 2. Gene Ontology annotation, cellular component: postsynaptic density membrane; intracellular membrane-bounded organelle. The transcript has 25 exons. Lineage: Eukaryota; Metazoa; Chordata; Mammalia; Chiroptera; Rhinolophidae. Gene Ontology annotation, biological process: regulation of cytosolic calcium ion concentration; calcium ion transmembrane transport. The coding region runs from base 541 to 4503 and encodes 1320 amino acids. The record is from RefSeq and is a predicted model, not a curated record. Gene Ontology annotation, molecular function: PDZ domain binding; ATP binding; ATP hydrolysis activity.
UCUGCCUCCCCCGAGAUCGCAUUUUGCCGGCGCGAUGCACUCCUAGAAGCCGGUGCCGCGCCUCCGCCCCCCGCCCCCCCCACCUGCUCGGGCAGGAUGGUACAGUCUGCAGAGGGACCGGGCACGCUGGCUGGGCUCAGCCGCGGCACCAGCUGCCGCACCGCGAUUCCGGGGCUGCCCGCCUGGAAACCGUGCCGGAUUUGUGGGGAUUUUCGUAGCCAAGAGCCACCGCCCCUGACCAUGUAGAUGGCAGCUCCAGGGAGCAGCAUGGGCGCCGCUGAAUGGAGACUACUGGGUCUACAGCCCUGAGCCCCUCCAGCCCCUGGACCUCUCCCCAUUCCCGGGGAUACCUUUUGGAGUUCACCACCGCUGUCAUCAGCCCACCUGGGCCACUUGUCCCCCCGGGACCCGGAGUCGGCCACCAGGAGCCACAGCUGUCCAGUGAGGUCGUGCUGAGGACAACCCCACCGAGCCAUCAGCCGUCAGCCUCCUGUGCAGCACUGCCCCUCGGGCCGACCCCGAGCAGGGCCUGUGGCAAACAUGGGUGACAUGACCAACAGCGACUUUUACUCCAAAAACCAAAGAAACGAGUCGAGCCAUGGGGGCGACUUUGGGUGCACGCUGGAGGAGCUCCGCUCCCUCAUGGAGCUGCGGGGCACCGAGGCCGUGGUCAAGAUCAAGGAGACUUACGGGGACACUGAAGCCAUCUGCCGGCGCCUCAAAACCUCACCUGUUGAAGGUUUGCCAGGUACUGCUUCAGACCUAGAAAAGAGAAAGCAGAUUUUUGGGCAAAACUUCAUACCUCCAAAGAAGCCAAAAACCUUCCUGCAGCUCGUGUGGGAAGCGCUGCAAGACGUAACGCUGAUCAUCCUGGAAAUCGCGGCCAUCAUCUCCCUGGGGCUCUCCUUCUACCAUCCGCCUGGCGAGAGCAGUGAAGGAUGUGCAACAGCCCAGGCCGGGGCAGAAGAUGAAGGGGAGGCGGAGGCAGGCUGGAUCGAGGGGGCUGCCAUCCUCCUCUCGGUCAUCUGUGUGGUCCUGGUCACAGCCUUCAAUGACUGGAGCAAAGAGAAGCAGUUCCGGGGCCUGCAGAGCCGCAUUGAGCAGGAGCAGAAGUUUACCGUGGUCCGGGCUAGCCAGGUGGUCCAGAUCCCUGUGGCCGAGAUUGUGGUUGGAGACAUCGCCCAAAUCAAAUACGGUGACCUCCUCCCUGCCGACGGCCUCUUCAUCCAGGGCAAUGACCUCAAGAUUGACGAAAGCUCCUUGACGGGGGAGUCUGACCAGGUGCGCAAGUCCGUGGACAAGGACCCCAUGCUGCUGUCAGGGACCCACGUGAUGGAGGGCUCUGGACGAAUGGUGGUGACUGCUGUGGGUGUGAACUCUCAGACUGGCAUUAUCUUUACCCUACUGGGGGCUGGCGGCGAGGAGGAAGAGAAGAAAGACAAGAAAGGUGUGAAGAAGGGGGAUGGCCUUCAGCUACCAGCGGCCGGUGAUGCGGCAGGUUCAAAUGCUGCAGAUAGUGCAAAUGCCAGCCUAGUCAAUGGUAAAAUGCAGGAUGGCACUGUGGACGCCAGCCAGAGCAAAGCCAAACAGCAGGACGGGGCGGCCGCUAUGGAGAUGCAGCCCCUCAAGAGUGCCGAGGGCGGCGACGCUGAUGACAAGAAGAAGGCCAACAUGCACAAGAAGGAGAAGUCGGUGCUCCAGGGCAAGCUCACCAAGCUGGCCGUGCAGAUCGGCAAGGCAGGCCUGGUGAUGUCGGCCAUCACAGUGAUCAUCCUGGUACUCUACUUCACCGUGGACACCUUCGUGGUCAACAAGAAGCCAUGGCUACCCGAGUGCACGCCUGUCUACGUGCAGUACUUCGUCAAGUUCUUCAUCAUUGGUGUGACGGUGCUGGUGGUUGCCGUGCCCGAGGGGCUCCCUCUGGCUGUCACCAUCUCCCUGGCCUACUCGGUGAAGAAAAUGAUGAAGGACAAUAACCUGGUCCGCCACCUGGACGCCUGUGAGACCAUGGGCAAUGCCACAGCCAUCUGCUCAGAUAAGACGGGCACGCUGACCACCAAUCGCAUGACCGUGGUGCAGGCCUACAUCGGUGAUGUCCACUACAAGGAGAUCCCCGAGCCCAGCUCCAUCAACGCCAAGACCAUGGAGCUGCUGGUCCACGCCAUCGCCAUCAACAGCGCCUACACCACCAAGAUCCUGCCCCCAGAGAAGGAGGGCGCCCUGCCUCGGCAGGUGGGUAACAAGACUGAGUGCGGCCUGCUGGGCUUCGUGAUGGACCUGAAGCAGGACUACGAGUCCGUGCGCAGCCAGAUGCCGGAAGAGAAGCUGUACAAAGUGUACACCUUCAACUCUGUGCGCAAGUCCAUGAGCACGGUCAUCAAGCUGCCCGAUGAGAGUUUCCGCAUGUACAGCAAGGGUGCUUCUGAGAUCGUGCUCAAGAAGUGCUGCAAAAUCCUCACGGGGGCAGGGGAGCCCCGGGUCUUCCGGCCCCGCGACCGGGAUGAGAUGGUGAAGAAGGUGAUCGAGCCCAUGGCCUGUGACGGGCUCCGCACCAUCUGCGUGGGCUACCGCGACUUCCCCAGUAGCCCGGAGCCCGACUGGGACAACGAGAAUGACAUCCUGAACGACCUCACCUGCAUCUGCGUGGUGGGCAUCGAGGACCCCGUGAGGCCGGAGGUCCCAGAAGCCAUCCGAAAGUGCCAGCGGGCAGGCAUCACGGUCCGCAUGGUCACCGGUGACAAUAUCAACACAGCCCGAGCCAUCGCCAUCAAGUGUGGCAUCAUUCAUCCUGGGGAGGACUUCCUGUGCCUUGAGGGCAAGGAGUUCAACCGGAGGAUCCGCAAUGAGAAGGGAGAGAUUGAGCAGGAGCGAAUCGACAAGAUCUGGCCAAAGCUUCGAGUGCUGGCGCGCUCCUCCCCCACAGACAAGCACACCCUGGUCAAAGGUAUCAUCGACAGCACGCACACCGAGCAGCGGCAGGUGGUAGCCGUGACAGGGGAUGGCACCAACGACGGCCCUGCGCUCAAGAAAGCCGACGUGGGCUUCGCCAUGGGUAUUGCAGGCACAGAUGUGGCCAAGGAGGCCUCAGACAUCAUCCUGACGGAUGACAACUUCAGCAGCAUCGUCAAGGCGGUGAUGUGGGGCCGCAACGUCUACGACAGCAUCUCCAAGUUCCUGCAGUUCCAGCUGACAGUCAACGUGGUGGCCGUGAUUGUGGCCUUCACGGGCGCCUGCAUCACACAGGACUCCCCUCUGAAGGCUGUGCAGAUGCUCUGGGUGAACCUCAUCAUGGACACGUUCGCCUCGCUGGCGCUGGCCACCGAGCCGCCCACCGAGAGCCUGCUCCUGAGGAAGCCGUACGGCCGCAACAAGCCCCUCAUCUCACGGACCAUGAUGAAGAACAUCCUGGGCCACGCUGUCUACCAGCUCACCCUCAUCUUCACACUGCUCUUUGUGGGGGAGAAGAUGUUUCAGAUCGACAGCGGGAGGAACGCGCCCCUGCACGCCCCGCCCUCGGAGCACUACACCAUCAUCUUCAACACCUUCGUCAUGAUGCAGCUCUUCAACGAGAUCAACGCCCGCAAGAUCCACGGGGAGCGCAACGUCUUCGAUGGCAUCUUCCGGAACCCCAUCUUUUGCACCAUCGUGCUGGGCACCUUUGCCAUCCAGAUAGUGAUCGUGCAGUUUGGGGGUAAGCCGUUCAGCUGUGCUCCGCUGCAGCUGGACCAGUGGAUGUGGUGCAUAUUCAUCGGGUUAGGAGAGCUCGUCUGGGGCCAGGUCAUCGCCACCAUCCCGACCAGCAGGCUCAAGUUCCUCAAGGAGGCGGGCAGGCUCACGCAGAAGGAGGAGAUCCCAGAGGAGGAGCUCAACGAGGACGUGGAGGAGAUAGACCACGCUGAGCGGGAGCUGCGGCGGGGCCAAAUCCUGUGGUUCCGAGGCCUAAAUCGGAUCCAAACCCAGAUUGAAGUAGUCAAUACAUUCAAGAGCGGGGCCUCCUUUCAGGGGGCCCUGCGGAGACAGUCCUCCGUCACCAGCCAGAGCCAGGACGUAGCCAAUCUCUCUAGCCCUAGUCGCGUGUCGUUGUCCAAUGCUCUUUCCUCUCCGACCAGCCUUCCUCCUGCUGCAGCUGGGCGUGAAGGGCUAGAGAACCCUGGACACAGAGUUCAGCAAGAGAGAGUGAAAUUAAAAGAGAUUCGCGUCGUGAAGGCGUUCCGUAGCUCUCUCUAUGAAGGUCUAGAAAAGCCUGAGUCUCGAACCUCCAUCCAUAAUUUCAUGGCUCAUCCCGAAUUCCGGAUCGAAGAUUCCCAGCCCCACAUCCCCCUCAUCGACGACACCGACCUGGAAGAAGAUGCCGCGCUCAAGCAGAACUCGAGCCCGCCGUCCUCGCUCAACAAGAACAACAGCGCCAUCGACAGCGGGAUCAACCUGACGACGGACACAAGCAAAUCAGCUACCUCUUCAAGUCCAGGGAGCCCCAUCCACAGCCUGGAGACGUCGCUUUAGCUGAGGACCCCACCGCCACCCGCCUCCCGGGCACCCACCCAUCCAGGCACCCACUCACCCGAGCAGCAACGAGCAACAACAGGAAACCAAAUACUGGCGAGAAAACCAACAUUUCCACCCAACAGACCCUUUUUCUGGCUGCGAUGCUGUUUGAACUCUUUUUCACUUUGAGGCAAGGGGAGGAUCUCCUGCGGGGGCUUCCGGGAACGAGCAGUUUUCCCAGAACAAGCCCUUCCUGGCUCCUGCCCAAACAUGGACCAGCCAUGCACCCCCCGGCCGCCAUGUCCCCCUGCAUGAAUGUACUGUACACUUCCAGUCCUCCCCUUGUUUGGUUUUGGGGGAUUGGGGAGGGUGUUUUUGUUUGUUUUCUUAGGCGGGAACUGCAAACAGACUCUUUUCUGAGACUAUUUAUCCAAUCCACUGGUCUGUGAGUUUUUGAAACGCUUGCGCAGCAUGGUCUCAGUUGUAUAGGUUAAUUUAACAACUUUUUGAAAUUGCAGAGCUUAACUCGCCUAGUAGAUUUGCACCAAUGGAACCGAAGAACUUCAUAAACACUCAUGAGGUUAUAUCCAUUUCUUUAUAUCUAUAUCAACGUAUACUUAUCCAAGACUGUAUACGUACAUAUAGAUAGGUAGAUAUAUAUAUAUAUAUAUAAAUAUAUAUACAUGGAUAUAUAAAGUUUCUUUGCCGGCAUGUUGCCUUGUUUCCGCUUAAAUUGCUCUAUUUUAACUUAUUUAUGUCCUAAAAGAAGAAUGUAAUUUGUUUACAAACUUGUAGAUAAUGUCUUUGGCUAUUUGUACGGUUUAAGAACACUGGUGGCUGAGAUGCUAUAAAAACAGCUCAGCCCAAGAGACACUUCCCUGGAUUGCAUCCUUGGUGUUUUACGAUAGCCAUGCUCUGAUUUUUGCCUGCUAUUUCCGUUCAAUAAUGUCACUACCACGGGAGGCUCAGGCAGAAGCCAAAUGCUACCGAGCAUCCAUCUGAGGGCUUUAACACCAUGCUCCGUAGACAAAGGGAGAGGAGAGAGAAGGCUUCCUGGGCUUGGAGUGCUAACGGCCAUCCUGGCCCGAGGAUGACAGGAUCCACAAAGCAUUGGUUGAAGACUUUUCUCUCAAUGAAACUCGCUUGGGUUUACUAAGAGCAUUUCAAAUAGAGGUUCUCUUUGGCACUGUCUGUACAGAGAUGGAGGUAGUGUUGCAAUAUCAUAAAUGCUAUUGUGUUGAUUUUAUUUUUUUUAGUUAGUGAUUUAGAGGUUUAUUUCCUUAUCAAUUGCAGCAUAUGAGCUGUUGGCAUAUUGGAUGAGGAUCGUUAUGGCUUGCUGCUUUUAUUUUUAUUUUUGAAGAAGAAUAGCCUUUUUCUCUGCACUACUUAGAUCCGAACGAACCUUAUGAUGUGUAUAUUGAGAUGUAUUCAGUGUGAUUUUUAAACCAAAUUGUCUUCCUAUAGUCGCAAUAUAUACUGUAGCCUUUUAACAGCAAGUCUUGCUUUCCCAGACAGAAAGCCAUUCUGAAACCCUACAGUAUCACAGGUGAGAAAAGGAGGUUAUUUUUCCCUCAAGACAAUUACAGCACUAGUAAUCCCACUUAAUAAGAGCUUAUUUAAUUGUAUGUCAGCCUCUUAACUGCUAAGCACUUUGUGGGUAUCAGCUUUUUUCAUAAAAGAACUUUUGUAUUUAAUACAAAGUUUGCUUUGAGACUUUUCAGCAUACGAUCUUUUUCCAUAAACUUGUACAGUGCAAAAGACAUUUUGAAUACCAUGAUCGAUGACGUCCCAUGCUUCGAGGAAAACCAAACACUUUCCGCCUCGCUGGUGAAAUCCACUCCUCAUACUGACCUUUCCCACAGUUGCUCUGAGUCAGCUGGCCCCUUCCCUUCUCCAGGCCCAGAGAAUUCUUCCACACACCAGAUGAGAGCCACUUGGGAAAAGAGCCAUAGUCAGCUGGGAGGGCCUCCGUCUGGACGGCUGUGGAGAAACCUGAGGGUUUGGGAUCCCAAGUCAGCCCAUCCCACCUGGCAAAACCUUCCUGGAAGGAACACCUUCUUUGCAAGAGAUCAUCACCUGAAUGUCAUGGAGAAAUAUCUCUGAAUGUACCCAGCAGAGGAAACUGCAUCCCCAAAGGGGUGACCAGCCCUCAGAUAUGCUUUUUGGAUUCCAAUACAACACCACCAAAAGCCAGCCCACUGCUCUCCUGCCUCCUGUGAAAGGAAAGACCUGCACAUGUGAAACAUGGGGCAGCCUUAGAACAUGGUGGGUUUUUUUGUAGUUUCCUUUCUCAAGGUUUUCCAUCUCCCCACCUUCUUUGUUCCAGUCGUGUGUCCCCGACCUCAUCCCAUGACACCGGGAAGGCUGCGCUUGCACGCCACGCUCCCUGUUUGUUUGGAGCCAGGAUGCAAGGAAAACAGGAAGGGGUUUCUCUGAGUGGAGCCUAGCUCAGGGAAACAGGAAGCGACGGAAGCUACCAAGAAUGCCCCACAUUUAGUGUUGAUCUUUUCUUGUCAGGAAUGAUGGAUGCUCACACACACACACACACACACACACACAUACACAUACACACACACAUUCACACACACAGGAAAUGAUUGGUUUGUCAAAACUCACUGUAGUACAUAAAGCUUGCACUCUGUGUCCUAUAUCUAGCAGCAUGGGGUACGUUUGGCAGUUCACCCCAUUAGGGGGUAAAUAAUUUAUGACCAUUCAUCUGUUUUUAUGAAUUUUUUUAUCUAGACAAUAAUUGUAAAUAAAGAACUCACCGUCUCUGUUCAUUUAAUACUA